AAUGGCCGACCUCCCGAGACACACCCGCGCUGAGGUGGCAAGCAAGAAGGGAAAGAACGGGGCUCCUCUCUGGGUUAUUUAUAAGGACUCCGUAUAUGACGUCACCAAGUAUGUCGAUGAGCAUCCUGCUGGUCCAGAUAUCCUGAUCGAUGAAGGCGGCAAGGACGUCAGCAAAACCUUCGAGGAGGCCGGCCAUAGCGCAGACGCAUACACUAUCCUCGCUAAAUACAAGAUCGGAGAGUUGGUCGAAGAAGAGAAGCAUUACGACGCCAAUGGGAAGAAGAAGAAAAGAGUGGUGGCGGCUGAACCAGAAGGCGAGAGUAGAGGCUGUCUCAGCAGAGUUACUUGUGGGUUGCUAGGCUGA
Messenger RNA from Zerene cesonia (dogface butterfly), 364 nucleotides. Its product is annotated as cytochrome b5-like. The coding region runs from base 2 to 364 and encodes 120 amino acids. Gene Ontology annotation, cellular component: intracellular membrane-bounded organelle; membrane. The record is from RefSeq and is a predicted model, not a curated record. The transcript has 3 exons. Gene Ontology annotation, molecular function: heme binding. Lineage: Eukaryota; Metazoa; Arthropoda; Insecta; Lepidoptera; Pieridae.